Schistosoma turkestanicum is the source of this 1285-nucleotide messenger RNA. Lineage: Eukaryota; Metazoa; Platyhelminthes; Trematoda; Strigeidida; Schistosomatidae. The record is from the annotation of a GenBank genome assembly.
AUUAAAACCCGCUGAGAUUGAGAAAUUCAAGGUUGCCUUUUUAUGCAAGAAAGUCUUUUUUGUUCUCAUUGUCAAUGGAGAGGCAGAAGUCUUUCGAAGUUAUCGAUUAUGAUGAUAAAAAUUUAUGUUUAGAAAAUGAUAGUCCAUUCGAAAGUAUCGACUUGGUAUCGGAGCAAGCUAAUCCAAAUGAAUCACCUUCUUACACUGAACUUUCGGAGUCUGACAACUCAGAAAAUUCUCUUUCCAUAUCGACUUCCGAUUUCGUUAAACUCGACUUGAACCGAAACCAUGCUAUCAUCACACAACCCUCUCCAUCCUGUAACUUGGAUCAGUUACUCUGUCUCAGCGUACAGGAAACGAAAGAAUCACCUAUUGUAGGCGAACAGUCAUGUACCCAAUCUUCGACGCCAUCUGAAAUUCAUAUCUCUGAUCGGAUACAUUUUUACUUUCAUGAUUUUCUCAUAGGAGGCAUAAUUUUCAGUUUACUUGUAGGUCACAUGCUUUAUUCUGAACAAUGUAAUAAAACGUAUAUUACUGAAUCAAAAAUAAUCGCAAAUUGUGAAAACGAACAUAAUAAAUUAUUAAAAAAUAUUUCUUUCUUAUCGACUGAAAUUUUAGAAAAAGAUGCAGCAUAUCGACAUUUGGAAAUGAAACAUAAACAUCUCAAAAAUGUAACACAUCAAUUACGUUCAGAUAUAUCUAUACUAACAGCUGAAUUACGUGACAAAGCACUAGCUUAUAAUGAAUUAAAGUCAGAUUACAAAUAUGUUAAUAAUAAAAUGAAAGAGUUAACCAAUGAAUUACGGAAAUUGAAACUUGCACUCAUGGAUUUGAAACGUUCCUCACUAUUCUUCCCUGGCAUCAGAUUAGUCAAAGAUAUCUUGUGUAAAAUUCUAAGCGUCUGCCCUGAUCUAGAUGGAGUAUAAACAAAUAGAAAAAUAAAAAUGAUCUAUGUGUCUUUGAGAUAGGAUAACAGAUAAUAUAUUUCUCUUUCAUUUGAUAUUUUCAUCAUGUUUCUUUAUUUUGCGUUUAUUUGGUAUCUCAUCAUUUAAGAUCUCUUCUGUCUUAAAGCUGCUAAUGUUAACAUUUAUACCAAACAAGUAUUUAUAACUUAUCUUCAUUAUGCACAUCAUUCUGAGAAUUGUUUUAAAGUCAUUAUGUUACAGUUUAAACAAUAUCACUUAACCUAUAAUGAAAAUAGUCCGAAAUAAGUUCAAAUACUAACUAAGUGAACUCUCAAGUUUGUCUGUUCUUUUUCACUAAACAAAUAAAUAAUGCGCCAUUA